AUUUCAGCUUUAGUAUUCUGUAGUACUCGAGCUGUAGACACAUCCGACAUGACACUCGCUCAGUUUUUUGUAUUAUGCGCGAUAAUUUCUAUCGGUGCUGGAGAUAAAGAGUUGGAGUUGGCAGCGAAACUAGAUGAGUAUGCCCAUUCAGACGACAGGGAAGUGUUCUUCCAUGUAGCCAUCGAGAUUCCUGCCAGAAAAAUAGAAUGUUUCUACCAACAUGUGGGAGAAGAUGCCAAAAUGGAGGUCAGCUUCGAGCUUCUGAAGGAUACAGGCACUGACGAAAAAGUUGUGGUGAAAAUGUGGGAUCCAAGCGGCACAGAAAUAGAGAGAAGAGUGGUUACUUCUGAUGGAAGCAGUAUUGAGCCAGACGGAAACAUCCCAGGCACCUACAAGAUUUGUUUCUACAAUCUGAACAAACUGUUCGCGCGGCUGGUGGACGUCAGCCUGACGGUAACCAAUGUGAACUGGCUGGAGAACAUAGAGGCACUACCGGAGGCACUGCUAGAGGACCUGGACAAAACUCAUAUGACGGAAUCCCUAGGUAAACUGCGCACACUCUUCACACUGGUGCGUCUGCAAGUUGAGGUGGUCAAGCGGCGCAUGUUCUCAGACUUCCUGACCGUGCAGUCCAACCUCACGUACGUGGACCGGCUGGGGUUCAUGAGCUGCGUGGCGAUCAUAGGGUCAGGCAUGCUGCAGGUCUUCUUCGUCAGGAGGAUGUUUGAGACACCCAACGUCCGAGGCACGAAAAACAAGACAUGAUAGAAGGAAUGUUGAUGUAACGUAGGCUAGAGUAACAGUGGUGGCAGCGGGGGUGGUAGGAGGGAUGCUAGUACACACAACUUACGCAAGUGAUGAUUUUCGAAAUACUCAAUAUUUUGUCAAUUGCUUACGGCAUAUUCAUCCAUUAUGCAGCACUAAAUGAUACCUACAUAUUUGUGCUCAGCUGUGAUAUAAGAUAAAUACAGACGUGGUUAAAUAUCAUAUAAUUAUGAGGAAAAUAUUGAAUACAUUGCAAGGUUAGUGAUUUAAAACAUGCAUGUAUAACCAAGAAAUAACUAUGUUAUGUACGUUUUAUCACAUGUUUGAUAACGCUCUUAUAUCAGUAACUUUGCAAACAUGUUGCCAUUUUAUCUGCUACAAGACAUGUACUGUGAGUUGAAGCGAUACCAUAAGAAUAAUGUUUUCAUAUUGAAUGAUGAGAAGAGUUGUAUGAUUCUUUUAAAAGUAAACCGGAAUAAACGUCAUCGUUGGUACUUAAUGUUGAAUGUACAUUGCUCUUUUGCAAUAAACCCUGCCAAAUUCA
Molecule: messenger RNA, 1309 nt
Organism: Branchiostoma belcheri (Belcher's lancelet)
Lineage: Eukaryota; Metazoa; Chordata; Leptocardii; Amphioxiformes; Branchiostomatidae
Product: transmembrane emp24 domain-containing protein 6-like
Exons: 4
Coding region: 49-765 (238 amino acids)
Biological process (GO): intracellular protein transport; Golgi organization; endoplasmic reticulum to Golgi vesicle-mediated transport
Cellular component (GO): Golgi apparatus; endoplasmic reticulum; endoplasmic reticulum-Golgi intermediate compartment
Source: RefSeq, a predicted model, not a curated record